GGGAUGCCUGGCACAGCCUGGGGAGGAUGUCCAAGGAGGAGGCAAUGGCAGCUUACGUGGCUGAGAUGAAGAAGGUGGCCCAAAAGAUCAUUGACACUGUGCCCAUGGACGAGACAACGGAGGAGAUGUUUGGGUACUUCGAGCCGCUCUACGAGGUGAUCCGUGACAUGCCCCGGCCCCCUGAGGCCUUUUUCAAGAAGAAAGGGGGCACUCAGGAUCAGACGAACGGCCCCAGCCAGGACGACGCAGCGAGCAGGCCGGCUCCGGAGCGCCCCGAAGACGCCCUGCCCGGGGAGCAGAGCAACGGGCAGCACGGGCCAGGAGCUGGCCUGGCCCCCGCCACCGAGGCGCUUGAAGGUAGCCAGGUGACCAGUGACUCUGAGGGGGACGUGUACUGCGAUACCCUGGAGCAGAUGGAGCCUGAGCAGGCUGGGCAGCUGCUGGGUCUCUCCCCUACCGGCGGUGAGGCCAGGCCCGAGCCCCCGCGGCCCUGCGGUGCAGAGCAGGGAGAGUGGGGUGAAGGCAGAAGACUGGAGGGGAGGAGCCCUGGCCUCGCAGCCCUUGGCCCUGAGAGAGACUGGCUCACCAGGGGACAGCGGGACACCGGGACCACCCCUGAGCUCGCCCGGGGGCUACCGGCAGAGCUGGACACCUGCGUAGCCAGCACCAUCCGGGCCCUGCAGACCGACAUGAGGCGAGUACUGGAGCGCCUGAGCGAGCUGGAGACACUCGCCUCUGCGCAGGGGGAUGCAGCCGGGACCAAUCCUGACCAGCCGCUGGCUCCGCAGGCAGCGUCCCCGUGGCCCCUGACCGUCUCCCCGCACACCCUGCUCUUCCUCCUCACCUGGCCUUUCGUCACCCAGUGGCUGCUGCGCCGCUGGCAGGGCACGAAGAGGUGACAGCCACGUCCCCGCGGCCACCACCGGCCACCGCCGGGCUGCCGCCACCCCUCCUUCCCCAUCCUGCUUAGCACGAGCCGGGGAAGCGCCACACGGGAUUGGGAUCGACGUGGGAAUUGCUUCACCCAGCCACGGGGUCUCCUGCGGGCCGGGACCCCAACCCCGAGGGAGGGGGAGCCACCACGCACCGCCGACUGCCACC
This is a messenger RNA of Athene cunicularia (burrowing owl), 1101 nucleotides long. RefSeq names its product acyl-CoA binding domain containing 4 (gene ACBD4). Gene Ontology annotation, molecular function: fatty-acyl-CoA binding. Bases 27 to 899 code for a protein of 290 amino acids. The record is from RefSeq and is a predicted model, not a curated record. The transcript has 8 exons. Gene Ontology annotation, biological process: fatty acid metabolic process. Lineage: Eukaryota; Metazoa; Chordata; Aves; Strigiformes; Strigidae.